Messenger RNA from Penicillium griseofulvum, 1149 nucleotides. RefSeq names its product phosphate:H+ symporter (gene phoD). The record is from RefSeq and is a predicted model, not a curated record. The transcript is spliced from 4 exons. The coding region runs from base 1 to 1149 and encodes 382 amino acids. Gene Ontology annotation, molecular function: transmembrane transporter activity. Gene Ontology annotation, biological process: transmembrane transport. Lineage: Eukaryota; Fungi; Ascomycota; Eurotiomycetes; Eurotiales; Aspergillaceae. Gene Ontology annotation, cellular component: membrane.
AUGCUCGGUAUUAUUUACUGGCAGGGCGAUGAAUUCGGUUCUGGCAAGAGUCCUUUCAGCCUGGAGACCGCCAUCAAGGUUGCCACCCUUGCUGGUGCUGUGAUCGGACAACCCCUCUUUGGUUGGCUCGCUGACCAUAUUGGCCGCAGAAUUGUCUCCUCUUCCUCUAGUGCCAUUACUACGAGUGGCUUGCUGAUCUUCUGGCGAGUAAUCAUGGGCGUUGGAACUGGCGGUGACUAUCUACUUUCUUCUGUGAUAACUUCUGAGUUUGCUACCACCAAGUGGCGUGGCGCCAUGAUGGGUGCCGUCUUUGCGAUUCAAGGCCUCGGCCAAUUUGCAGCUGCCAUCAUUGCCCUGAUUGUGACGGUUAGCUUCAAGGAAUCCCUAGCAAGUGCUGAGGAUGUUGCUCACUGCACUGGUGCUUGCCAGGUUGCUAUUGACAAAAUUUGGCGUUUUACCAUUGGACUAGGUGCUUUCCCCGCCUGCUUUGCACUCUAUUUCCGUCUGACAAUUCCUGAAACUCCACGGUACAGUUUUGACAUCGCUCGCGAUAUCGUUAAGGCCGAUAAGGAUGUUCGCACCUACCUGAGGCACCGCACUAGCGACCGCCCAUACACUCCUCCCGUUCUGAAUGGUAUGCCUGACUUUGGCCCCAGGGCCAGCUGGUCUGAUUUCUACAGCUACUACUCCCAGUGGAGGCAUGGAAAGGUUCUCCUUGGUACCACAUUGUCUUGGCUUUUUCUUGAUAUUGCGUUUUACGGUCUUGGUCUGAAUAACUCGCUUGUCCUUGAUGCUACUAACUGGACUACUGCCAAGAAUGUUUACGAAAUGCUGUACCGCAGUGCUGUCGGAAACCUUAUCUUGAUCUGUGCUGGUGGCAUUCCUGGAUGCUUGGCGACCAUUGCCACUAUUGACAAACUCGGACGGAAGCGUAUUCAACUCCUGGGAUUCCUCACGUUAUCUGUCCUUUUUGCUGUGAUUGGCAUUGCUGACUUGAGCAACAAUGACAGUGGUCUUUUCGCCCUUUACGUUUUGAUCCAAUUUUGCUUCAACUUUUGGACCCAACACAACCACCUUCGUCAUCCCCGCCGAGUGCUUCCCCACUCGCUACCGCGCUACCACCCAUGGAAUCUGCGCGGCCGUUGGUAA